Molecule: messenger RNA, 565 nt
Organism: Ctenocephalides felis (cat flea)
Lineage: Eukaryota; Metazoa; Arthropoda; Insecta; Siphonaptera; Pulicidae
Product: mitochondrial import inner membrane translocase subunit Tim8-like
Exons: 2
Coding region: 107-388 (93 amino acids)
Source: RefSeq, a predicted model, not a curated record
CAAACACACGCACACACUCGUGUGAGGAAUAGAAUCGAAAAAUCAUUUAGCAAAAUUGUUUAAGUUAAAAAUUUAUUAAAAAUAAAGUAACAAAGAAAUAUUUACAAUGUCUGAUUUAUACAGUUCCGAUUUAGGCAGUGGUACAAAGGCGAACGAAUCUGAAUUGCAAGAUUUCUUGAUGAUGGAGAAACAAAAAGCCCAAUUCAAUGCACAGAUCCACGAAUUCAAUGAUUUUUGUUGGGAAAAGUGCAUGGAUAAACCAGGAAAUAAAUUAGACAGCAAAACUGAAACUUGUAUGAACAAUUGUGUAGAGCGUUUUAUCGAUGUUUCACUGUUGAUCACAAAUAGAUUUGCACAACUUCUACAGAAAUCUGGCGGUGGACUAUAAUUUGUUAAAGAUGGAUUGUAUUAUUUAGAGACUUUAGUGUAAAUAUAAUUUUUAUAUAAAAGAGUUCUUUCUCUUGUUUAUUUGCUAGUUGUGUAGCCAUAAUGCAGGAAAGUUUUUGGAUUUAAAACUGAUUGCAGAUGAUAUAGGAAAAUUUUGCAAAUAUUAUCAGAACUAAAA